AUGGAAUCCACUGCUGCUUUUGUAGUUCUAACCAACCGAUCUCUUUUUCGUCUACUCAUGGAAUUUAUUGACGGUGUUCCGGGUUCCGUCGUGUCACUAGUCGCUGAUUUUCAACGGAUUCAUCGACGAGUUCCAUGGUCUGCCAUUGGCGCUUUACCACGUGUUGCAAUUGAACGGGGAGAUAUGGAAAUGCUUCGUCAUGUGAAGAGAUUGUCAUCUGCUAAGAGGUUUCAGCGGCAUCCAGAGCUGUCGUUUGAUGGGGCCACGCGCUGUGCGAUUCAAUUUGGACAUCUCGAGAUUUUAAAGUACUUGGCAGAUACAGGGAUGCUGCGAGUAGACAGUAGUAAUGGGAUAGAGGCUUUAACUAGUACAACAGUAGGGAGUAUGUUGAUGAGGUGGGCAGUGAGAUACUCAGAGGUACUAGAGUCGACAUCCAAAGUAGAGAUUGUCGAGUGGGUAGCUGAAAAGUUUUCGAGGUCGGCGUUGAGGAACGUUCAAGCGGAAGAUCUGAGUCGAUCUAGCGUACCAGUGUUAAUUUUCUUAAAGGAGAGAGAGCUGGCGACGAAUGGCUUUGAAGACCCAAGACUUGUGGACUUGGUGGCGACCACGGGGAAGAUGGAGAUGUUGAUGUUUUUGCUGGACAGAGAGGACGAAGGAAGGUUAUUGACGAGGUGCACGCAAGACGCCAUGGAUGGCGCGGCUACGAACGGACAUUUGGAGAUCGUGCAGUAUUUACACCGCCAUAGAACGGAGGGAUGUACUGUUGCUGCCAUGAAUGGUGCUGCUCAAAACGGACACAUGGAGGUGGUGCAGUUCUUGCACACUCAACGGACCGAAGGAUGCACUGUUGCUGCUAUGGAUGGAGCUGCACGCAAUGGACACCUUGACAUGGUGAUGUUUCUACACACUUACCGUGGAGAAGGCUGCUCGACUGCCGCUAUGGACAACGCUGCAGCUGGAGGUUUCCUCGAAGUCGUGCGUUUUCUCCAUGAUAAUCGCAACGAAGGUUGCACGACGAAAGCCAUGGAUGAAGCAGCUCGUAGUGGACAUUUGGAGACGGUAAAGUUUCUACAUGCUCAGCGUAAGGAAGGUUGUUCGACGGAUGCCAUGGACGGUGCUGCGCUUGUUGGAAGCUUGUCAAUUAUCACGUUUUUGCAUGAAAACCGAAACGAAGGAUGCACAACAAGAGCAAUCGAUGGUGCUGCAUGGAGAGGACAUCUUGACGUUGUUCGGUAUUUGGUAACAAACCGCUCGGAUGGCUGCACUUCCAAAGCAUUGGAUACUGCCUGUCAAAAUGGUUAUUUCGAGAUCGUGCAGUUUCUUCAUGAGCAGGGAAAUGCACCAUGUACGACCGACGCAAUGGACAUGGCUGCAAGUGGCGGCCACUUGGAAAUCGUAAAAUAUUUGCAAGAAUGCCGAGUCGAAGGUUGUACAAAGGACGCCAUGGCAAACGCAGCUAUUAACGGUCAUGCAGACGUUGUUCGUUUUCUUGGCGAACACAGGAAGGAGGGCCCGCAUGAAUUUACUCUUGAGCUUGCUGCUGCACAAGGCAACGUAGAUUGUGUCAACGCAUUGAUUCGGUGUUCAAUUCGCGGUUGUCUUUUUGAAGCACGCCAUGCUGCUCUUCAGGCUGGUCAUUUUCGUGUGGCAGAACUUCUAUCGGCUUGGAUGAAUCCAGACGUCCGUACGUGCUCAUCAAAGCACUAUCACGUACGUCCAGGUCCCAGAUGGUGUCAAAAGCAGCCGCAUCUCGACAACCUCAGUGAAGCCAGAAAUGAGCAGCACUCAAGUCUUGUAAAACCUUCUGGAUGGCGGCAGUGGUUCGUAUGGCUGUAG
Molecule: messenger RNA, 1836 nt
Organism: Peronospora farinosa
Lineage: Eukaryota; Oomycota; Peronosporomycetes; Peronosporales; Peronosporaceae
Source: the annotation of a GenBank genome assembly